AUGACAGAGCUCUAUCUUCCCCCGAUUUCUUCCCCCGCUAGCAGCUCUCUUGCUAAUGCCAUUGGCCCCCCCUCCGAUUAUUCUCACGGGAAUUUCCACCCCCACCUACCAGGGGACUACACGAACGAUAUCAUCCCCGCGCCCAACUUGCACACUCACCCUCAACAAUUUCAGGGAAUGGUUCCCCAGCCGCGUUCGCAUUCUCAGCCCCUACCAAACAUUUUAUAUGGGCCUCCUCAGCCAUUGCAUAACGCCGCCUACGACAUCACUCAGGCGCCGCCACUAGGAAUUUAUCAUCCGCCGACCGGCUUCGACGUGCAACGAUUUGAACGACGGAUGGGGGAUGCUCCACUCGCUGGGACUUAUCCCCACCAAGGCGUAGCUUAUCCACCAUCGCAAAGACCGGAGCCCCAGCGCUUACCACCCCGCGGAUCGUCGAAUGGGCCCUACUCGCUGCCUCAAGGACAUGUUCUACCUCAUGACCACCCUAGAACAUUAAACCCAUAUCCUCCUGUCGUGCGUCCACAGCACAUACACCCCGUCCCUUUGCCACACCAGCCUUACCCACCGGUCAACCAAGUUCGCGAUCACCAACAAGUGUCGCUUCCACAUUAUACUUCAGCCCCACCGCUGUAUACCGGUCAGCAGGAUCAAGAUGACCCUCCGCCCCGGAAUCAGUCCAGCCUAGUCGAAGAAACAAACGGAAGGCUGCCAGAGUCCAAGGAACCAGCACGGAAGAACGCAAGGGUACGGAAAGUCCCUAUGCCUCAAUCCCUAAGUCCCUUUCCGAAGCGUCGAGGACCUGGGAGGCCUACAAAGGCGGAAAGCGAUGCCAGGAAGAAGGCUUCAGUGGAGGAGCUAGCCGCAGCUGCUUCAUUAGAGGCAAGUUCCAGCCAUGUUCAGGAACCCUCUACAAGUGACGCUUCUAGGCAAGCCGCCAACGCUUCGCCCAUAAUUCCUGGAAUCCGGCCGAUUCCUUUCAAAUUCAACAUAAAAAAGGACUCUCCUCAGGCAACUCCUACGCCUCAACAAAUAAAUACUCCCGGGAACCUCUCAAGCGUCCACCCAGAGCUCCCAGACGGCUACAAGGACCCAGGAAUGCGCUCCUAUCCCUUCAAAGUUGCCUCCAAUGCCAUCGGAAUCCCCCGGACGACCGUUCCCCUCGACGCGCCUGCAGUUAUGGACCAAGGCGAGCUCAUGGCUCUGCUCCUGAUUCGCGAAGGCCGAGAGUACGACCUAAACUCGUAUCCACCUAUAGACGAGCCGUUUUGGCCUUCGCUCAACCGUUGGACGGUCCCGCCACUACCUAAGACGUGCUACAAGUUCAACGUCAAUGAAAUCGUCGAUGACAUGAUUUCGGAUAAGCUUUUCCCGGACCCUGCAGAACGGCUUACUGAAGAGGAAAUAGAGGUAGUGGCGACGAACUAUCUCAAAGUGUGUAAAUCUUAA
Messenger RNA from Desarmillaria tabescens, 1449 nucleotides. RefSeq lists its product as uncharacterized. The record is from RefSeq and is a predicted model, not a curated record. NCBI's taxonomy places the organism in Eukaryota, Fungi, Basidiomycota, Agaricomycetes, Agaricales, Physalacriaceae. Bases 1 to 1449 code for a protein of 482 amino acids. The transcript is spliced from 6 exons.